Molecule: messenger RNA, 459 nt
Organism: Microbotryum saponariae
Lineage: Eukaryota; Fungi; Basidiomycota; Microbotryomycetes; Microbotryales; Microbotryaceae
Source: the annotation of a GenBank genome assembly
AUGAACAUCUUCACAAUCCGAGAAGCCCUCAUCAGAAAUUCCUCUUCAUAUCAUCAUGGUCUCAUUCCCUUCCCGGAAUUCAACUGCUGGCGCCACCCUCAAAUCUUGUCUGAUCGCAAGAACAAAGGAUCGACCGACCAUACACCUCUUCCCAACGGUCGCGGGCCUCUCGAUGGCGAUCGCGGCAUCAUCAACGCGAUGAACGCUCUGAAGACGGCGAACGACGACCUGGUCGAAAAGGGGAUAGUUACGAGCAACGAGAAGAUGAGUAUCCACUUUCUCGUCGAUGUGGAGGAGGAGAACCUUGCUGGUGGAGCUGAAAUGACCAAUCAGGAGAUUGUGGACCUGGUCAUUGCCGAAGAGUUGGAGGAGAAUUGCGAGAGAGAAGGAGGAGAGGAGGAAGGGGAGAUAGAGCUCCGACCGGCGGAGCACGCUGCAGGAGGCAAUCUCAGCGCUUGA